AUGGUCAAUGAAAGAGCCGAAGAUGUCGGAUCAGUGUCAUCAGAUCGUGUAACUUACACCUUGUUGCUUACGGGAAGCCCCUCCCGGGUCCCGCUCUGCCGGGAUUUCGGGCUCCGCUAUGAGAGAGCGCUGGAGCUGGAAGACGGCAACGCGGUUCCGUACGCAAACCGCGGCGUGGCACUGUCCCGAGGGGACCUCCCCUUGCCUCACAAAUAG
Puccinia triticina is the source of this 216-nucleotide messenger RNA. RefSeq lists its product as uncharacterized. The coding region runs from base 1 to 216 and encodes 71 amino acids. Lineage: Eukaryota; Fungi; Basidiomycota; Pucciniomycetes; Pucciniales; Pucciniaceae. The record is from RefSeq and is a predicted model, not a curated record. The transcript is spliced from 2 exons.